CCUUUACUCUUUCAAAAAUUUUUAUAUUCUCAUUCUUAAAAUUUAUUUCUUUUUUAAAAAAUUCAUUAAUUACUUCUUUUUUAACUCACAAAACUCAAUAAUUAACUGAUUAUUUCAACUUGAAACUUCUCUCUCUUUCUUUACCAAUUCAUUCUCUUAAUAUCCCCCACUUACCCUUUCUCUUCUUCUCCAAGACUGCCAUGGGAGAUCAUCAAGAUGAGGUUUGUAAUAUCAGUUGGCUUAGCCUUGGUUUGGGAUUUGGUGAUGAUCAAUAUGUCCCAAAAAAGAUGCAAAAAAUCAACAAUAAUCAACUCUCUUUCACUCUCAUUCCAAAAGAAGAAUUGGGUAUCAACAACAACAACAACAGCAACAUCAAUAUGGAAAUUGAUGAUGAAGAAGCUAACUCAAGUGAAGAAGAUCAUCAUCAUCAUUUGAUGAAGAGAAGUAGAAGCAAUAAUAAUAUUGUUAAUUAUGAUCAUCAAGAUUCCUCCUUUGGAAUUAGAUCAAGAUCAUCAUCAGAUCAUCAUCAUCAUCAGUCCAGCAACAACAAUAUUAUUACUACUAAUCAUAAUCACAAGGGGAUUAGUAGUAGUGGUGCAUCAGAAUUAAGGGAGAGAAAGAAGCUUAGGCUUUCUAAAGAACAAUCCACUUUGCUUGAAGAAAGCUUCAAACUUAAUACCACCUUGAAUCCGGCUCAGAAACAGGCACUUGCCCAACAAUUAAACCUCAAAACUCGACAAGUGGAAGUUUGGUUUCAAAACAGACGUGCAAGGACGAAAUUGAAACAAACAGAAGUAGAUUGUGAGUUCUUGAAGAAAUGUUGUGAAAGAUUAAACGAAGAAAAUCGAAGGUUGAAGAAAGAAUUGCAUGAAUUAAAAUCCCUUAAACUUGGAGCUUCACAAUUGUAUAUUCAACUACCCAAGGCCGCCACCCUCACAAUUUGCCCUUCAUGCGACAAAAUUACCCGGACGGCCGCCGCCAACGCCGCCGCCCUCGACGCCAAUUCUCCCCCACAAUAAUUUAAUAAUGCCCUUUUCUUUUUCUUUUUCUUUUUUUAGGCUGUGUUUUUAGUACAGCAAAAAAGAAUAAUUCAAUUCAAUAACAAUAUACAGCCUUUUCUCUUUUACAUUUUAUAUGAAAUCAUCUAAACUAUGUUAAGAACAAAAAAAAAAGAAAAAAGUUUAGUUUUUUUUC
Molecule: messenger RNA, 1194 nt
Organism: Benincasa hispida (wax gourd)
Lineage: Eukaryota; Viridiplantae; Streptophyta; Magnoliopsida; Cucurbitales; Cucurbitaceae
Biological process (GO): regulation of DNA-templated transcription
Molecular function (GO): sequence-specific DNA binding; DNA-binding transcription factor activity, RNA polymerase II-specific
Source: RefSeq, a predicted model, not a curated record